This is a messenger RNA of Closterium sp. NIES-67, 3155 nucleotides long. The record is from the annotation of a GenBank genome assembly. NCBI's taxonomy places the organism in Eukaryota, Viridiplantae, Streptophyta, Zygnematophyceae, Desmidiales, Closteriaceae.
UCGGUUCUAACGUUGCCGCUCCAGUUGCCACCGCAAGUCAGCGCUUCGUCAGUCGCGGCCACCUAUCGCCAACUGCCCGUCGCUCUGUCUCUAGUCAGCUUCACCUGUCGCCUGUCGCCUGUCGCAAAUUGCCCGUCGCCCGUCCGUCGCCCGUUGUCCGUCGCCGCUAACCUGACGUCAUGAUGGACGUCAGCACAAUCGAGGACGCCCUCUCCCGCCUCGUUAAGAGGCACGCCGCCGUACGCGCUAAGGAGCUCGCGCUGCUCGAUAAGGUGCAGCACGCUCUGGCGCAGGCGCAGGCGGCGCUUGAGGCGGAGCUGCAGGCGGAAAGGUCCGCGGAACACGCGGGGGGAGUGGCGGAGCGCGGGGAGAAGGAGGAAACCAUCGGUACGAGUGCUGACGUGGCCAUGGACGUCAGCGAUGGCGUCAGCAAGCCUAGAAGCCCCAGCGCUAGUCUCAGCAGCAACCCUAGCUGCCGAGCCGCUGCGUCGAGCCUAUUGUCGAGGCUCGGCGGCCUAGGUCCGGAGAAGGAGGUGGCAGCGCUGCACAAGGAGCUCCACGGGGCUGUGGCUCGGCUGAGCAAGGCGGUGGAGCGCGAGAAAGACAAGGGCACGUUCGUUGCUGAUAUCGGAGGUGCUUAUAGGGAGGCCGUGCGGUUCGACCGCGAUAUAGUCAACAGGGAGAUCGCGAAGCACUUAUAUCGAGAGGGGCUGUUCGAUAUAGGGGACGCUUUUGUGACAGAGGCGGGGCUGGGGAAAUCGGGGCGAGGGGAGGGGGAGGAGGAGGAGGAGGAGGCGGAGGAAGGGGAGAUGCGGGAGAGGGAUGAGGGCGAGGACGAGGGGGAGCGGAUGGAUGAGGAGGGAGUGGGGGAGGGGGGGCAGGGGAAAGGGGAAGAUCCCGCGGACGUAGAGGCGGGGGGGGGUGGUGCAGGGGGAGGUGGGGAGCGGGGAGGGAGGCUGUGGGGGGAGGGUGUCUCGGGGGAGCCCAGAGUGGGUCGCCUGUCGUGGUCGGCGCGCAGGAGAAUGGCGUCCAGUGGGGGUGGGGGAGGGGGUGAUGGGGGGGCAGCUGGGGCAGGAGGGGGUGGGGCAGGCGGGGGCAGGGCGACAGGAGGCACUGAGAGCAAGGCAGGAGGGGCACUGGGCGCGGCAAGCAGGGCGGUGGGCGGGGUGGGAGGGGUGGGCGCGGGUGUGAGUCUGCAGGAGCAUCGGCGGAGGUACGGCGCCAUGCAUGCCAUUCUGCAUGCCAUCCGAGCCAAGGAUCUAGGUCCGGCGCUGGCUUGGGCGGCGCAGCAUCGGGAGGAGCUGCAGCGGGAAGUUGCUGGGGGGUUUCCUGAUGUGAAGAUAGGAGGAGGGGUGGUGGGGAAAGGGGAGGGGGGAGGGGGCGAUGGAGGGAAGGGGGUGGGUGGAGGGCUAAAGACAAGCUCUCUGGAGUUUGAAAUACAUCGACUGCAGUUUCUGAAUCUUUUACAGGAGCAGCAGAAACAGCUUAUAUUGAAGCAGCAGCAGCAACAGAAGGGAGGCUCGUAUUUUGACUCUGUUUCUUUCGCCAGCGCCACCAAUGACGACAGCAAUGGCCAAUCACGGCCUGCCACCUCCGCAGCCCUCCAGUACGCGCGUCAGCAUUUCCCACCGUUUGCCGCCACCCAUCUUCCCGACAUCCAGCGCCUCAUGUCCGCUCUCCUCUGGAUCGGGCGGCUGCAUUUGUCCCCAUAUGCCGACCUCCUGCCGCUCACUGCUGCCCACUGGGAUCAGAUCGCUGCCCGGUUCACCGCAGACUACUGCGCCGUGGAGUGCCUAGAAUCCAGUGAAAGCCCAUUGGCGGUCGUGGUGGCUGCGGGCGGCGAGGCGCUCCCAAUGCUGACAAAACUCGCCGCCCUGCUGAACCAUAGCAGCGGCAUCGCGGGGGGAGCAGGGGGGCGAGCAGGAGAAAGCAGCACUGCUGCUGCUCACACCACCACUGCUGCUGGCACGUUUGCCAGCACUGCUACCGCUACUGCUGGCACUGCUGGUGCCGCUGCUGGCACUACCAGCAGUACGAGGAGGGUGACUCGCGACUGGCAGGGCGUGCAGCAGCUGCCGGUGGAGAUCGAGCUGCCCCGCGCCUUCCACUUCCACUCCAUCUUCGCCUGCCCUGUGUCUCGAGAACCAGCUGCCUACCCUGACAACCCCCCCGUGCUGCUGCCGUGCGGCCACGUGGUGUGCCGGGUCUCGGUGCUGAAGCUGGCCAAGGGGGCCACCAGGCCAUUCAAGUGUCCCUACUGCCCCCUGGAAACCACGCCCCUUGAUUGUAGGCCCAUCCAGUUCUAGGGUGUUCAGUCUCCCCUACUGCCUGCGCACCCCACCCCCACCACAACGAACCCGACAACACCCUCGUGCUGCUGCCUUGUGACCAUGUGGUGUGCUGCGUGUCUGUGCUCCAGCUCACGGAUGGAGACUCGAGUUCGUGCAAGUGCCACUGUUGUCCUCCCCUUGCGACUACUCCCCUCGAUUGCAGGCCACUUCAGUUCUACGGUGCUCCAACCAUCUCGCCUCCUCCUGCCUUCCCCCAAUCGCCACCCACCCGGACAAACUCCCCGAGCUCCUGCCGUGCGGCCACCGGCCACGUGGAGUGUCGCGUGGCCGUGCUCAAGCAGGCUAAAGAGGCCACCCGCCCGUUCAAAUGCCCCUUCGCCCUCCGAAAACCACGCCGCUAUAUUGCCGGCCCAUCCUGUUCUAGGGUGCUCCAACCAUCCCUCCUCCUGCCUUCCCUCUAACCCACCCCCCCCCUGUUGCCAUGUGGUUACCGGUACAUGGUGUGAGGAGGGGGUGCUUCCCUCCAACCAUCCCUCCUCUUGGCACGUGCCAUGCACUGAUCAUUGCAGGCUGCAGCAAACAGGAUUUCCUGGUAGCAAGAGGAGCAGAGGGUGCGCAAGGGGCACGCCAAGUGGAUGCAGGCUGUUCCGAUGAGCCUCGGGUCGAAUGUUGUCCCUUGCCGCGAUGCUUGUACAGUCUAGCUUUGCAUCUGAUUUCUGCGGAUACUGACGGAUGAGGGUGAGCAGGGUCUCAGAUAUCAGACGAAAUCCGUCUGAUGGUCUGAAAAUCAGACCUGUUUUUUUGCUUUCAUCUGAUUUUUUGACGGGGUGAAUUAUUUCAUCUGAUUGUCCAUCUCAGUCAUAA